AAUCCUGACUCGUCGGACAAAUAUAUUAACGAGAGACGUGGAAACGAGAACAACGCGAGCUGGCUAGUUGUCGUCGAAAUCGCAUAGUCGGAACAUUAUCGAGUAACAGUGAAAUUCGCGCAUUAAAGUCACUCAAUAUUUCGACGCAACAUUAAAUUUGAAUUUGACCGAGGAUUUUUCGGUAAGCCACAAUGCGUGUUAUUUUAUUGAUCUUUUUGAUGAGCAUGAUGACCAUGGUGAAGUCUGACCGCGAUCUAGGGAUUACGUUAUCACUACUGUACAUUUGUAACCAAAGAGAGAUUGAUCUAGGAGUAUGUAUAAAGCGCAGCAUAGAAUCAUUAAAGCCUCACUUGAAGGAUGGUGUUUAUUCUUUGGGUAUUCCGACGUUCAACCCGUAUUGUAUACCGACUUACGAAUUUUCCAUGUCGGGUAAAUAUUCAAGCACCACGAAGUUUUCGGAUAUAAUAAUCUCCGGAGCAGCAGACUUCGAUAUAACGGGGUUCAACUACGCAAGGCAUCAGAUAAUGUUACAGGCGAAGUUCCCACAGAUUAUAUUGCGCACAAAAUACCAAGUGAUGCCCAAUUUUACGAGGCCCAUAAAAGUAGGCCGACUAACAACAAUUUUUAGAAACGUCACCGCCGACGUCGUUAUAUAUGGUGAAAAUUACGAUAAAGCGGAAACAGGCGAGGAACAUUUUGAAGUGAUGAAUGUCCAGGUGCAAUUGAAAAUCGAUAAAAUCUCGGGGUCUAAAACGGCGAGUUAUAACGAGACGAUGACCAUUUAUUUGGAUCAAUUUUUGCAAUAUCAAUGGCAGACACUGAUGAACGAAAUGCACCGGACGGCCGAAUGGUACGCUGCCAAAGUUAUCAAGGAAACCGCUAACAACAUCUAUGUCAACUUCCCUCUGAGCGUAUUGUAUCCAGAGUAGGCAUCUUCUUGCCCUCGUUUUAUAGCCGCGACGACGAGCUAGUUGUCUUUUUUUGUGAAAAUUGUAAAUUAUCAUAUAUCAACAUGCACGGCCGAUCGCGCGCGUGUUAUUGUCACAAAGUGAGAACUCGUGUGCGCUCGUUUGCAUGAUGGUUCGCGUUUGAUCCUUUUUCAGACGAAGACGGUAAUCGCUCGUGACAGAGUCGGAAUGUCGGUACGCGGUGUAAACGGCAGCUCUUUAUUAUAUCUUCACCUGGGGACAAGUAGAAAUAUAAUGAAAGCACGUACGGAAGAUUCUCGGUGAAAUCACAUUCCAACCGAAUCCUCCGUCGCACUUGCAACGCCGGACACGUCACGUGUACCGUCACUUUCGGCUUCUGUCCGAUGACCGAUUAGCUCGCUCGAUCAUAGUCAUUCGACGCGUUCUUUUAGCUUAGUUCACACCGGUGAAAUCGCGCGCAGACGGUUGGCCAUACGAGCGCGGACUUCCACUCGAUUCGAUUUCAACACUUCCCUCCCGAUGCGGCUCGCAACGUCGCCGAUAGUUUAACGAGAGAACUUUGUAAUUGAUUCCCGGAAGUUGAGUUCUCUGAUUGAAGCAUCGGCUACGACUCGAGCCGCAUCGCGAGUAAAGCGCGCAAAUCGCACGAUAAAAAUAAAACAAGAAUACGGAAUAUGAGUAUACAUAGUACUCAGCGGCCGCAGGUCAGCAAGAUCAUAAAAGUAUUUGUCUCCUGUAAAUAAAAAGAGAACUUUUUUUCCGAUGCAUGCAUAAUAUAGACAUUUUGUAUCGAGACGACAGAGAAAAUAAAAGUUACGAUAUGCGCGAAUGUACGAACUUAUAAAUUUGUACUUUGAGAGUGACAUAAUAAAACGUUAGGCAUGUGACCAGCGAA
Molecule: messenger RNA, 1824 nt
Organism: Harpegnathos saltator (Jerdon's jumping ant)
Lineage: Eukaryota; Metazoa; Arthropoda; Insecta; Hymenoptera; Formicidae
Exons: 3
Coding region: 192-929 (245 amino acids)
Biological process (GO): multicellular organismal reproductive process
Source: RefSeq, a predicted model, not a curated record